Molecule: messenger RNA, 885 nt
Organism: Thermochaetoides thermophila DSM 1495
Lineage: Eukaryota; Fungi; Ascomycota; Sordariomycetes; Sordariales; Chaetomiaceae
Product: nuclease-like protein
Exons: 2
Coding region: 1-885 (294 amino acids)
Cellular component (GO): cytoplasm; mitochondrion
Source: RefSeq, a predicted model, not a curated record
AUGCUGCAGAUGGCAGCAGACAGAGACCGGCAGAGGUGCUCGGGUGUGACAGCCGCCAACGCCAAAGCCAAUGCAACAUCACCGACUCAAACCACUUCGCUGAAAGACUCCAUCCGAGCCUACCUUUACCAACCACAGAACUGGAUCGCACCGAUCCUAGCAGCAGGUGUCGGCAUUGGCCUUUGGUCUUUCUACCAGAACUACCUACGCCGCUUCCCCGGGAGCGAACACAUCGCCCCGAGCUUCUUUCGUCGCCGUAGUUUGCUCGGCAAGGUCACGAGCGUUGGCGACGGCGACGGCUUCCAUCUCUUUCACACGCCCGGUGGCCGCCUGGCCGGUUGGGGCUGGCUGCGCCAUGUGCCAACAGACAGGAAGGUGUUGAAAGGUCGAACCAUCUCGGUCCGUCUUGCAGGCAUCGACGCCCCUGAAGGCGCAUACUUUGGCCGACCUGCGCAACCCUACGCCGCCGAAGCGCUCGCAUACCUCGAAUCUUUGAUCCUCAACCGCCGCGUUCGCGCUUAUAUCUACCGUCGCGACCAGUACGACCGCGUCGUCGCCACUGUGUACGUGCGAACACCUCCCUUCUUUUUCCCGCGCAAGGAUGUCUCCCUCGAGAUGCUGAAGCGUGGUUUGGCAACCACAUACGAAGGCAAGUUUGGGGCCGAAUUCGGGGGCGCCAAGCUGGAGCGGUUAUACAAGGAAACCGAGGCAGAGGCCAGGCGGCAGGGAAAAGGAAUGUGGUCGAUUGAGAAACCACGGCUUUCGAAAGGAUUUUUCAACAAUGCGCUGGGGCGAAAGAACGGGCCGGCUCGUGGUGUUGUCGAGACGCCAAUGGAGUAUAAGAAACGCAUGAGAGCCGAAGAGAAGAAAGGGAAUGCUCGUUAA